AUGAGAAAAAGGAAAAAGGCUUCAAUAUUGAUUUUAUUCAGUCUACUGGUAUCAAGUGCAGCUUAUAAAGGUAAGAUUUACACUUUAGCAAAGAAUAAUUUACUCGCUUUGAUGAGACCAUUUAAAAAUGGGAAGAAACGUAACUUUCACUUUCCGAAAAAAAAACUCACAUGAGGUCUUUAAAAAAAUGUACACAAAAGAGUUGAUGAGUUCAAGCACAUAAUAACGAUAGUUAUCAUAGAACGUUUUCCCUUUUGAGUCGACUAACUGCAUUUACAGUUUCUGCCACACCAGGUAAAAAAUACAAACUCCGGCGUGAAAUAACUAGCUUCGUUAUUGCUGAACAGUAGUUAUCCCAUUGAAAUAUUUAGCCCGAACCGUGAUGACGUUUUUAUAAUGCGCAUGUUAUAAGCUUCACCGGAUAGAAAAUAACAAAAUAUAUGAUUAAAAAAUGAUAAUAAGUAACUGUGUAUAAGACUUCGAACCCUUUGAUUGCCAAGGUUUUGACCAGCAACUAUUUUUCUCCUGGGGCAAUACAUCAUCACAGGGAAAAUAUUAAUAAUUUCAACAAAAUGAUCACCAACGGGAAAAUGCUUUGAUCUUUUUAUCAAAAUCCUUACCACUAAUUCGUCAAGGAAAUGUAUGAAGUCACUUUCAAGAAUUCGCGUGCUAAUGUUGCGGCUUAAAAGAUUAACAAAUACAUUAAAAGCAAGAGCAAACUUAAAAUACCUAUAGUAAAGUAGCGAAGCCACAAGAGUGGCCAUGCAGUCAACUAAUGGGGGUCGUUUUAUAAAAAAUAGGCGGCGACACAAGCAAAUAGAGAGCAGUCGCGAUCAAGAGAGAGGCAAAUAGCCUGCAUAGAAGUCGUUUGUCUUGAUUUUUAGAGAAUUUAGAAGCAGCCCAUCAUAAUCGGAGCGUAACUCGUAUAGGAGCUAAGUCAUUGAUAGCCUCAUACGUUAGUAAUAUCUUAAAGUCAAUUCGAAAUUUAACCGAACUAGUCCAGUUCGUGCCUCAUUUCAGAAGCGCCGUAUGUAACAUUGUUCUAUUCUCCUUAGAGGUAAUAUUGUAUCUUAUCUUCGGAAGACAUCUAAAUUGAUUUGCCAAACAAUGUUAAAAAUAAUAAGAUUAUACUUUCCCCCUUGCAGUCGCCGAUGGGUCAUCAAAGCCAAACGGCGAAACCGCCGAUAGGGGAAGCAGUUCAGCUGCCAUAAGCGAAGAUAACUUUCGUACAAAACUUGUUGCCGCUGAGAUGGAACAAGAGGUUGCUGCGUAUGGCAAAAACGGAAAAACAUACAGUCCUGAACAAGAGCACGCGGCCUAUAAGAGAGCACAACCCAAAUUAACAGACGAUUAUGAACGUCUCCCACGGGAAGAAGUACAACCAACUCCCUCUUUGUUGCAACAAGGGGGUGUUGCUGUCACUCUAGCCUUGGAUGCCUCGUCUAAUGAGGAUAAUAAGGUUAGAGUACAAGGGACGCAACCUGUCAUUGAGGAGCGGGAACGAAAGGAGACUCCUUAUGGCAAAGUCAAAAGACUAAACGGCGCAGCCGUAAAGGCUCCAUCUUAUAAGGAAACAAAUUUUAUCGAGCCAGAGGCUUAUAAAAAAAGGAGAAGAGGAUACAGUGCUAAUGUUCAGGACUCGGUCUUUGAGGGUCUGAUGGCGAGAGUAAGAGACCGUUUGGCGCAGAGCGGAACGCAGCCUUUCCGAGCCGAGUUGGACCAAGAACGAGUUAAUUAUAGCAGAGACCCAGGAGGAUAUAAGGGUGAUGAAAAGGAUUCGGCUCAUAGGAGAACCUUCACCAGAGUCAUGGAAGAUGGUCAUCGUACAAAUAAGGGAGCGAAGACAAAGAGCGCCUUAGAGAAAAUUGUCGCUCAUUAUGACAUCGGGUCGUCAGAAAUUAGAUGGCCAUAUGGUACUGACGAUCUCCAAAAGGAUAGCCAAAAGAAGAGCCGAGUCAGAAAAAAACGAAGAUUGGGACCUUCCCUCACAGAGGAGGAGGCGAAAAGUCGAGAUACUGGAGAUGAAGGAAAUAAAAAACAGGCCAAAUCAGGUCCAAAAUUACUAAUACUCAUCCCAGCAAUUUGUGGAGGCUUGGCGAUGCUUGGUUUGCUGAUAGCACUUCUAUGUCUUUGGUAUGUUGUUUUAAAAUUUACUCGUCCAAAGUGAAUACUGUUCUAUUGCGUUUUUGUUCAAUCUCACUGUUCAGGAAUUGAAGCGAGCAGAAAUUAAGGUUUAAGUACAUGUUGAAUGCGUCACACUUCGCAAACGAGUUUGCUAUUGUAUAGGCUAUUUGUGAGGGAAAUGCAUCAGUUUCAGCUAGGCUUGUCCCUUCUAAGCCUUUCUUAAUAUUUUCCUGAAAUAUUUUAACUCAUCUUUAACUCAUCUUACAUUGGAGUAAACACACAAUAAACUCGGCGCUUUCCACCGCCGUUGGCUCUAAGACUGGUUUUAGCUCCGUACUUAGUAGUAUUCAAAUAAUUAUGACUCUUCUAAGCUACUGGGUGGUACUAUUCGUACGAAAAGGAGGAAAAAGGUGUCAGUAUUGUGAAUUUCACUGUAUACUAAAAUCUGUCGUUACGCGCACCUGUAGAGCAGACACAACAGUCUUAUAUACGAAACCUGGAGCUCAACAUUUUGUUCUGAGCUUUCUGGUAUUAGAAUUCUCCUUCUUCCAAAUUAUCAGAAUCCAUUACGUAGACUAUUCAAUUUGUUCCUUCGGAACUUUGAAUGUACAGUGAAACCUCUUCUUUGGGACGGCUUCAUAAUACAGGCACCUUUUUAAGGCAAGAUCUCUUGUUUCUUAAGACGCCAAACGUCAGAUAAGCCUUAACCCCAUAAUUUGGACACCUCUAUGAUUAAUAUGGGCAAUGGUCUAGUUGCUGUCCAUAUUAUGGAUGCUUUUUGGUAUGUACUACUUUCCGGACCAAAAGAAUGCUCUUGAAACACACAACGUAAACGGGUUAGGGAGGAGACGGUAGUCUUACAAAUAUCUUUACGACUAGGAUAUAUCGUAAAAUAUUGAAGCAGUAUGACAGAAAUAAUUCAACGUUGUCCAAAGUCGUUAGUAAGGAGCUUAAUUAACAAAGACGGCGACAGCAACGAAAACGUCACUCAAAAAGUGAACUCGGUCUACUUCAAACUUUAUCGCGCUUAUUCCAACUGGUUGAAUUUGUCAAAUGUUGGCAAGUUUUUCUGGAGCUGAAGUCUAAAAGACUGUAUCGAAGUUCAGAAAAAGAAAAAGAAAGUCGCUUUCUUGAGUUCACGUCCUCGACAUAACGUGAAAUUAGGCACUUUCACGUUGUAGGGGUCUUGUAGUCGUGUACCGACGGCAAAGAAAUGUACAAAAAUGCGUGAUGCACGUGCAAAGUUGUUGUUUUGCCAAUCUAAACCAGAGGCAUAUAUGCUUCUGUCUAAACCUAUUGCUUUUUUUUCCGUUCUCUUUACCGUCGCAGCCGUCGUUGCUUAAGCUCCCUAUAAAUACUAUGCUAAAUAGACGUCGUUAAACAGCUGACCUAUUUCCCUUUGCCUCUACUUUUACAUUUGUACAUAGCAAACACUGCGUGAGGAAGUGUAGUAAAACCUUCAAGAAAGAUCCUGAACUUGGAGAGUGCAAUAAACCGUCUGCGAAAAACGAUCUUAUUCUGGAUAUAAAUGAAGAUGAAAUAAAAAUUGAGGUGGAGAAUAAAGAAGACCGUGAUUCUCCUGGACCAAAGCAUAAUUAUCCUGCUUCGUCUCAGCCCUCUGCAGUUUGUGUGGAAUUCGAAGACACACUUAGAAAGCAACUCUCGACGAUCGUGGAGAGCAAAGAGCCAAACUCUAUAAACAACUCGGUAAGUUGUUUGUCAGAUAAAACUGCGCAGAGAUCUCCAUCCUUGACAGCUGUCCCAACACUUCAGGUAACUUCGGAGACACAAAAUAUGGACUGCUCUCAGUCAAUUAUGAGAUUACCACCCUCAUCCUCUCUAAGCUCUGAUGACGAAACAGAACAGGAACUAUCUACUGGAUCCCCAGUAUCCCUGUCGGCUAUCCUCCUUAUUUUUGAUCAAGACAGAGAAUCAACCAGAUCUUCAGAUAUUCUGACUACUCAACCGACAACCCCUCCUGGAGGGGUAGAAUCUUCUCCACCGCCUCCCUCUGCGUUACAAGGUAAUCCCGAGGAAUCAGCGAGAUUGGAAACAACUCCUGGACUGGAAGAAAGAUACAUCCUCGCCACGGAGUCCUCUCCGUCGUCGCAUUCUGAGGAAUCAGUGAGCCUGGAAACAACUCCUCCCGGACUGGAAGAAGGAGACACAUGCGGCAUGGAAUUCUCUCCGUCGUCGCACUCGGCGCUACACGGAAAAUCAGAGGAAUCAACGAGCUUGGAAUCAACUCCUGGACUGGAAGAAAGAGACACCCUCGCCAUGGAAUCCUCUCCGUCGUCGCACUCUGCGCUAUGCGGAAAAUUUGAGGAAUCAGUGAGCCUGGAAACAACUCCUUCUGAACUGGAAGAAGGAGACACGUUCGGCAUGGAAUUUUCUCACUCGUCGCCCUCUGUAUCACAAGGUAAACCCGAGGAAUCAGCGAGCCUGGAAAUUAACCCUUCUUAUCAUUUGACAAGACAUCUUUCUGAGGAAACCGAAACAAGUGACUCAUCCACCGAAUGUUUUAAAACGCCAGUAGCACCUGUUGAUGAGGUGGUUAUAACAGUCGAGGAUGAAGGUGAUGAAUUGCCCCUGGAUAAAGAAAGCUGCGACCAGACUGGUGACGAAGAUAAACAGCAUCCUGAUGACCAAGUGGUAAGUGAUGAUUUAAAAACACGAACAUGA
Messenger RNA from Porites evermanni, 4806 nucleotides. The record is from the annotation of a GenBank genome assembly. NCBI's taxonomy places the organism in Eukaryota, Metazoa, Cnidaria, Anthozoa, Scleractinia, Poritidae.